AUGGCUGUAUCAGGAUUGGGAAGCAACGCCAAGUUGAUUCUACAGGCUCUACCGCUUAGAAAACCAAAAGCCAAGGCACCACCUCCUCCAGCUGAGACCAAACCCACUGAUGUCUCUUCAUUUGAUGGUUCUGUAGAAUCCUCGGCUUCCGUCAUGGAACAGAAAGAAAAUACAGAUAGAGACAUUGAACUGUCAGUGGUUCUGCCUGGAGAUGUUAUCAAGUCUACUACUGUUCAUGGCAGUCCUUUCCCACAGAAAACUGUGAGAGUAGUAAUCAAUUUCAAGAAAACACAGAAGACGAUAGUGAGAGUUAGCCCACACGUGUCGCUUCAAGAACUUGCCCCUGCUAUAUGCAGCAAAUGUGAGUUUGAUCCGUUACACACGCUGCUGUUGAAGGACUAUCAAUCUAAGGAACCUCUGGACUUGACCAAGUCCCUUAAUGACCUAGGUCUAAGAGAGCUGUAUGCCGUGGAUGUCAGCAGAGACACUUCUGGUACUGCCUUCAAUAAAUCAUCUUUACAAGAGCCCUGCCAAACGCCACAAACCCUAGAUUUGCUAAAGGAGAAAGAAAAUAAAGGGUUUUUCAGCUUUUUUCAACGCAGUAAGAAAAGGCGGGAUCAAACUGCAAGUGCCCCUGCAACCCCUCUAAUAAGUAAGCCUCGUCCGACUUUUACGAGGUCCAAUACCAUUUCCAAACAGUAUAUUUCAAACACCCUGCCAUCAGAUGCCCCCAAGAAGAGACGGGCUCCACUGCCUCCAAUGUCAUCAUCUCAGAGCGUGCCACAGGACCUUGCCCAGAGCCAGGAGGGGCCGGCUCCUUGUACCGUGAAAUCCACCAGUGUGGAGGAGACUGAGAAGGAUUCCUGUGGAGCAGGCGUGGUGAGGACAGACUCACUGCCUCUAAGCAGCAAGUCCCUGGGGAGCUCGUCUUUGAGAAGGACAAAGCGAAAAGCGCCAUCACCGCCCUCCAACGUGCCCUUGCCUCAAAGUGAUGAGAAUAGCCACAUGACAGUAGAAGCACCUCCUACAGAUAGCAUUUCGGAAGCAAGCUCUCCUGGAGAAUUAUCCAGCCCAGCUGGAAUCAGCUCUGAUUAUAGUCUUGAAGAGAUCGAUGAAAAGGAAGAACUGAGUGAAGCGCCUAAAGGCGAGGCUGGAGAUACUUCUCGGAAGUCAAAAGAUAGUCCUUUUGCAUCUGCUGAUGUAACCAAUGCUGUGAAACAUGAUCCCGACUCGGCCCUUGGCGGUGAUGCUGCAGAGACCUCUCAAAACUCCAAGGAAGAACAACAAGAAGCUAACGACCCAGAUGGACAAGAACCACACGUUGUGCUUAAUACAAGCCAUGCAGAGACAGCACUUGACAGUGUACAACCCCUGAAGCCAUUGGGCUCAAACCAACAGAAUGAUCAAAAUGAAGUAAUUCCCUUUCCAUUGAAAACAGAAGAUAAUAAGGAAAAUGGAGUGAGGAGGACAGAAAUGAAUGUAGCAUAUGUUGCCAAAACUAGCAACACAGAUGUAAAAGCUGACCGAUUAUCCAACCAUCAGGGUUGCAAAAGGGAUGCUGCUGCCAGUUACACGGAAGAUCACCUCGCAAUUUCAUCACUGCCAGAUCAAAAGCUGAAUCAACUCGCUGUCGAAAAGAUUAAGAUGCAAGAUGCAGCAAUUCAGACCACCCCUUCCUGUAACAGUUUUGAUGCGAAUCACCAGGAUCCUGAGUCGUCUGACUUCAGAGUUGAUGAAAGCGUGCAAACCUCAAAUAAUAGCAAAUCAGCUCAACACUCACCCGCAGAUCCACGAAAUUCUGUCGGUACUUCAAGAGAAUUCCAGAGUCAGGGCACCCUAAUUGAACAAGAAGACCAGCCAAUCAUAAAAGAUCCAUAUUGCAUACCCAUUAAUGAUGCUCUUGUGACUCCUGGGGUUGAUAAAAAUGCAAAUGCUUCUGAUCUAAAGAAUUAUCCGUUUUAUAGACCUAAGCCAAAACCCUCGAAUGAAAUUACAAGAUGUUAUACGCCUAAAAUUGGGAUGACGACUUAUAAAAUCGUGCCUCCCAAAUCCCUGGAGAUAGUAAAAGACUGGCCGUCAGAAACCAUCGAGUAUAAAGAUGGUCAGGACACGCAUCCUUUAGGAAAAAGGCACACAUCCGAGAAUGUGAAGGAAACUGCGAUCCAAACAGAAGAUCCUGGUGUCUCUGAAGGCCCAGAGAAACCACAGCCAGACCCCAAACCAAAGCCUAACCUGGGCACAGAGCCCCAGGUGCAGAGGGCCAGGAGCACGGCCGCCGGGGCAGCCACUGACCAUCUGAAACCAGUCCCCCGGGUGAUGAGAGACACGGUCGCAGCUCCGUUUGCACCGAGCUUGGAAGAUAUAAACAGUGUUCUGGAGGCCCAGCUUAAGUCUAGGCUUUCAAACCCUCAGGGCAAACCGAGCUCCUUUUUCCUGCAAAUGCAGAAACGGGUAGCCGGUCAGUAUGUGACCUCUGCAGCUGCCAAGAGUGCCCACGCUGCCCCUCAUCCAGCCCCAAAGGAAGCCACAAAUAAAGAGGUGGAAAGGAGUCCGCCGCUUUCUCCAGAAGCAGAUCCCCCUCGAUUAAGGAAGACAGCCCACCUUCCCCCACAGCCCCUCCUGCACAAGUCCGGCGAUGCCAUCAGCAGUCCGAAGCCUGCUGAACCCUCGCCUCCCGCGGUCGCUCCGAAGCCUGUGCUUCUCCCGGCUAGCCAGGCAGCAGCCCAGAAUUUGAAGACUUUGAAAACGUUUGGUUCGCCCCGACCAUUCUCGAGUUCUGCUCCUUCCCCGUUUGCCCUCGCCGUGGUCAAGCGGUCGCAGUCGUUCAGUAAAACCCGUUCGGUCCCCAAGGAGUCCGCCGGGCCUCCAGACAGCCCUCGGGACGCGCAGGCCGGGCCCGUGGGUCCGAGUGUGGACAUCCCGCAGCGUGGUGUGAUUGACAAGGAAAAUAAUUCUGUAUAUAAUGAACGGAAUUCCCAACUUCCAUCUCCAACUGACUGCCCGUCACUCACCCUUACGAGACAAAGUUCGGUAACAUUCCACAGCUCUGAUCCAGAACAGAUUCGACAGAGUUUGCUGAGUGCAAUCCGUUCUGGAGAGGCUGCUGCUCACUUGAAAAGGGUUACCAUUCCAGCACAUACAAUAUCAGUGAAUGGGAGAGCCAGAGUCAGCCAUCCCACAGCUCCUGACGCGGAGGAUGGCUAUUAGAUGCUGCCUGAUAAACUGCCCUUGACCGCCUCCACUGCACACACUGACUUGCUACUAACGGAGAAUGUUCGCAAAUGUAUAUUCAGAUAUGUACUAAUAUAUUGUCUAGUAAAGUAUAAGAAUUUUCUCUGUGGCUUUUACUGCCAAAAGAAUGAGAGUUUAUAAUUUAUAAUGGUUUUGUCUUUUGGUCUUCUUUGCCUUAAGAACUGAAUAUGCUGCUUAAGAAUGUAAGACAAGGUGUAAAUGACGUUUCCUUUUUUAAAUGAGAAAUCACCUUUUAUUGAUUUUUUUGUUAGUUAUUGACACAUACUCGACGAUGGUGACUUGGACAAAAGAAUAAGUUAAGAUUCGUAGACUUAUGUUUGUUUGACAUGCACAUUGCUAGAUAAACACAUUUGGCAUUUGUUGCCUCACUGUUACUGUUUAAUUGGAAACAUAAGUUAUCAUAAAGUCUGUUUUGUGCUGGAAGAAUGAUCCAGAAAAUUAGUAAUAUCAAAUAAGUGUAUUCAGUUCAGCAGUUAUUUUUAAUUGUAAAUCAGUUAGUAUGCAAGAUGUUAUUUGUAUGUUUUUUAUGUAAUUGCAAGAUCACUGUCAAAUUCACGGGCUGCUCAUUGUGGAUUAAUAUUUUAUUAACACGGAACACUUUGUUUUUUAAUCUUUAGAACUCAAAUGCACAAGGAGACUUUUAAAUGUUUUCUGAAUAUAAUGACGACAUUAUUGUCACCCAGCUAUUACACAUGCUAUGUGCCAGAGCCUUAAAAAUCUUCCUGUGAAAAUGUUGAUAUAUUGUGACAGUUGUCUCACAUUCAGUAUGUAGAGAGGAAUAGGGCUUAGUUUAUGUCCAUAUUGGAAAAAUUUAAAGACUCUUUGGAAAUUCAAGAAAUACUGGUUUUAAUUCACAUAAAAUUAUAAAGUUAUUAUGCUAAUAUGUUCAGAUGCUGAUAGUCUAAAUAAUAAUAUAUAUUUACAUUAAAGCUCAAACUUAAGGAAAACAGUGCCUGGCUUGUUGACGUAUAUUCUGUGUCUAGAGUGUGUUGGCGUUUUAGCCCUAUUUGCUUAAUUGUUCGCUUCCUCUAAGAGCUGGUAUGACAAAUGGAAUUUGCAGUAAAAUAGGGUUUCACUAAAGCUACUGAAAUAUCUGCCUCUUUGGAACAUGUGCUGCUUUUUUUCCUCCUGUUUAAUAAAAGCAAACGGUAUAA
Messenger RNA from Echinops telfairi (small Madagascar hedgehog), 4406 nucleotides. RefSeq names its product cordon-bleu WH2 repeat protein like 1 (gene COBLL1). The transcript has 14 exons. Bases 1 to 3207 code for a protein of 1068 amino acids. The record is from RefSeq and is a predicted model, not a curated record. NCBI's taxonomy places the organism in Eukaryota, Metazoa, Chordata, Mammalia, Afrosoricida, Tenrecidae. Gene Ontology annotation, molecular function: actin monomer binding.